UCGGGUAACUUACAGUCAGGUGACGAGGUAUUUUGCUAAUGUGAUGGCUCUCUGGAGAGGGAGAAACAGAUCGGGGCUGGGAUCUGAGGACCAAGACCGCAGUUACCGAUCCCAGCCCCAGUUCGAGCCAAACCCUCCGGAGUUCAGGACAACAACCAAAGCCAGACGAUCCGCAAUGCAAUUGGAGGCUGCAUCCUCGCUGCCCGGCGUCCGCGCCGACUGGGACGAGCUGCGGCGAGAAGCGCGGCGAAUCGAGGGUGAUCUCGACGUCCGCCUCUCCUCUUACGCGAAACUCGGAGGCUACUCGGAUCCAAAAAGUCCCGCGAGCGAUUCUCACUGGAAGUCGAUGGAGAUGGAGAUCGAGACGCUACUGGCGAGGCUGACCGACGUGAACGAGGCGAUGAGCAGGUGCGCCGCUGCGGCUGUGCCCACCACUUCUGUGGCGCAGAAGCUUACCAGGCACAGAGACAUCCUUCACGAAUUCGCCCAGGAGUUCAAGCGCACAAGGGGGAACAUAAUGUCAAUGAGGGAGCAUGCUGAGCUACUUACAUCAGUACGCAAUGACAUUAAUGAAUACAAGACAUCAAGUAGCUCGCAAGCAGUGCCAAAUUUGUUGAGAGAACGUGCAGCUAUUCAUGGAAGCAUUACACAGAUUGAUGAGGUGACCAGUCAAGCUGAGGCAAUAAAGGGAGUACUAUCAGCUCAAAGAAGCACUUUCGGUGAGAUUCAGGGGAAAGUGAAACAGCUAAGUGACAGAUUUCCUGUGAUCCGCAAUCUACUAGGAAUGAUAAAGAGGAAGAAGUCCAAGGACACAAUCAUUCUCUCUGCUGUUAUUGCAGGAUGUACAUUAUUUCUCAUCAUUUACUCGAUCUCCAAGUGAUGAUCUCAAAAUUAUGUUUUGCUCCCAACUUCUAGAAAGGUUGCAUGUUUUUUAUUGCCAUUAAUCUAUUCAGUUUGUGUAAAGAUUUUGAUGGUCUGACAAGUUAGGACUGCCUUAAGUCAUAAAUUUUCUGCUGGUUUAGUGUCUAACUUUCCAGUUUUCUAGUCCCUUUGAUUUAAAGAAAGGAUAUUUUUAUGCUUA
Molecule: messenger RNA, 1081 nt
Organism: Musa acuminata AAA Group (dessert banana)
Lineage: Eukaryota; Viridiplantae; Streptophyta; Magnoliopsida; Zingiberales; Musaceae
Product: Golgi SNAP receptor complex member 1-2-like
Exons: 6
Coding region: 44-880 (278 amino acids)
Biological process (GO): vesicle fusion; endoplasmic reticulum to Golgi vesicle-mediated transport
Cellular component (GO): SNARE complex; Golgi medial cisterna; cis-Golgi network
Molecular function (GO): SNAP receptor activity
Source: RefSeq, a predicted model, not a curated record